This is a messenger RNA of Acanthopagrus latus (yellowfin seabream), 2083 nucleotides long. It is a transcript of the gene rassf7a, whose product is annotated as Ras association domain family member 7a. The record is from RefSeq and is a predicted model, not a curated record. Gene Ontology annotation, biological process: signal transduction. Lineage: Eukaryota; Metazoa; Chordata; Actinopteri; Spariformes; Sparidae. The transcript is spliced from 6 exons. Bases 462 to 1808 code for a protein of 448 amino acids.
CAGAGAGAGAGAGAGAGAGAGAGAGAACUCCAGCAGUCAGAUCUUAGCUGUGGUGAGGACACCCAGGAGAAGUGCAUUCCUGAGGCAGCAAGCUGAGGAGAAGGCGGCAGAGAUAGAGCGGAGAAGUCGCGGCAUCCUUUAAAUCUCUCCAUGACCACGUCUGACUGCCUCUGACCUCCUCUGGACUCGCACACUCCUCAAUCACACACAAGCGCACACUCGCCGCCUCGCAUACAGACACACACUCACACACACACACACACACACACCAGCGGCACAACCGGCUCUGCUGCUCGUCAGAAGUGAAGGAUUUCAGAACCAGGCGGAGGAAAUCACACCAGCGAGGAGAAGGAUAAGAUCCUGUCACUUGAUUCAGUGCCAUGCAGUUUUGAGCUGAGUCAACCGAAGCCGAUCUGUGUUAAAAACCGUCUUGCUGUUCGCACCGUCCCUCCUGGUGUCAGAUGGAGCUCAAAGUGUGGGUGGACGGAGUGGUGCGCGUUGUGUGCGGGCUGUCCGAGGAGACGUCCUGCCAAGACGUCGUCAUUGCUCUGGCUCAGGCCAUUGGUCAGACAGGCCGGUAUGUUCUGAUCCAGCGUCUUAGGGACACAGAGAGGCAGCUGUUGGCCACAGAGAAGCCUCUGGAGUCUCUGGCUAAGCUAGGCCAACAUGGCAGUGAAGUUCAGUUCUUCCUGCGCCGCACUGGCCCCAGCAGCAGCGACGGGCCCAGCUCUAAACAAGACAGACCUUCUCCCCUCCCACUACCCAAGCAUCCUGAGCCUGAGCCUUCAAAACGCAGCCAGCCUAAGAAAGCACUUACGUUUAACCUGGGACCAUCCACCUCUCCUAGAACCAAAGCCAAACAGUUUAAGAAAUCUCCUCGGGACUCACCAGAGCAAAGAGCCUCCCCCUCCCCAUCUCCUAGCCCUGUUUCCAGUCAUGUGCCAUCACCCUCUCCCUCACCACCAAUAGGCCCAUCCAAAGAGGAGGUCUUUAGGAAGGUUCUUCAGCAACAGGAGAGGCUGAGGGCUUUCGAGUCCCAGCUAGAAACCCUAGAGAGGGAGUCACACACCUGGGAGCAUUCCUACCCAUCUCCGUGUCCUUCACCAGUCUCUGACGCCCGCUUGCAAGAAGAAUUGGACGCUCUGGAGCAAGCGAUGCGCAGGAACCAGGCCGAGCUUGCUCACGAGCAUUACUGGGAGGAGGAGCUUCAGGCAGAGGUGGAAAAGGAGCGAGGAAUGAGGAGGAAGCUGGGGGAGCUCCUCACCAAGCUAGAUGACUGUGGACGGCGGCUCCACGAGUUCUCUGUUCGCUCUGCUCAGCUGGAGCAAGAGAUCCAGAGGGAAAGCCAGGCGGAGGGGAAAGCUAACAGGCCUGAGGAGUCCCUCGACGUUGUGAAGUCAGAGCUUCAUAGCCGGGAGAAUCUCGCAAAAGAUCUGGAGGAGCAGCUUUCUGAGACUGACAAGGCUCUGGGGAAGGCAGAGUCUCUGCUGCAGGCCAAACAGGAGGAGCUGGAGGAGUUGAACAAGGAGCUGAGGCAGUGUAACCUGCAGCAGUUUAUACAACAGACAGGUGUCCUGCCAGCGCACACCCACUCACGCACAGAGCUUCAGGAGCAACUGGAGCAGUUAGAGCUGGCACAUCUCCUGCAGGAGGGAUACAGUAAUGGAGGCCACAGCCUAACUUCACUGGAAUCGCCGCCUCGCCCCACCGCCAAACAGUUCCUGGGACAUCCACGCAACCUGCAAAACCCUCUCGUGUCCAGUCUCAACCCUGAGGUCCUGACAUCCAGAGAGUCGUCAUGGAGAUAAAACAUGGACCGCAUGGCCAAGGGAAACUUGUUCACUGUUCUGUCACCGUCACCUCAUAUUUAACCCCGUUAUCUUUGUAACUCUAUUUAAUCUACCAUGAUAUACAUACUGUAUAUACAUAAGACAGAAAUAUAUUUACAGAGUUUUGCUACUGUAAACACUACAGAUGAUAUGUAUGAAAUGUAAAAAAUAAUUUAGAAACCUUUUACCUAGAGCAAUUAUUACUAUUACUAUGUAUUUAAAUAUAAUAAAAAUGUGCAUUGUGUUUUAGAUAA